This is a messenger RNA of Drosophila bipectinata, 1847 nucleotides long. RefSeq names its product deadpan (gene dpn). Lineage: Eukaryota; Metazoa; Arthropoda; Insecta; Diptera; Drosophilidae. The record is from RefSeq and is a predicted model, not a curated record. Gene Ontology annotation, cellular component: nucleus. Gene Ontology annotation, biological process: regulation of neurogenesis; regulation of transcription by RNA polymerase II; anterior/posterior pattern specification. Gene Ontology annotation, molecular function: DNA-binding transcription factor activity, RNA polymerase II-specific; protein dimerization activity; RNA polymerase II cis-regulatory region sequence-specific DNA binding.
AUUCACCGACGUGACCCUCCGAGGAUCAGUAUCCUUUUGGCAUCUCGUGAGCGCGGUCGUCCACCGCUCGACUUCGCAUGUAUCUGAAAACGAACUGAAACGCGUACCGUUGUUAAGUUUUUGUUAUUCGAACUUUGCAGAAGAGUACGUGCAAUAUUUGUUAAAAAAAAUAUUAAAUUCGAACUGAAACCAAAGUAUUUGUGUUGUGAAAUAUAAACGAAAACCAAGCUGAAUCAGCUAUCACUUUUGGAUUACUACCACAACUAACUGGAUAAAUAAAUUAAAAUCGUUACAAAAUGGAUUACAAAAACGAUCUUAAUUCCGACGAUGAUUUCGACUGCUCCAACGGAUAUAGCGAUAGCUAUGGAAGCAACGGUCGUCUGGCCAAUCCCAAUGGGUUGUCCAAGGCUGAACUGAGAAAGACCAACAAACCGAUUAUGGAGAAACGUCGCCGGGCUCGCAUUAAUCACUGUCUCAACGAACUCAAGUCCCUGAUACUGGAGGCAAUGAAAAAAGACCCGGCUCGCCACGUCAAACUGGAGAAGGCCGACAUACUUGAGAUGACGGUGAAGCAUCUGCAAUCCGUACAGCGCCAGCAACUGAACAUGGCCAUCCAGACCGAUCCCGGUGUCGUCCAGAAGUUCAAGACCGGCUUCGUGGAGUGCGCCGAGGAGGUGAAUCGUUAUGUCAGCCAGCUGGACGGCAUCGAUUCGGGAGUGCGCCAGCGUCUCACCGCCCAUUUGAACAACUGCGCCAACAGUCUGGAGCAGAUCGGUUCCAUGAGCAACUUCAACAAUGGCUAUCGUGCCGGAAUCUUCCCCCCUUCGGCCCCGGCAGCUGCUCCGGCUCCUCUGUUCCCGUCGCUGCCUCAGGACUUGAACAACAACAGCCGCACAGAGACCACCGCUCCAGCGAUCCAAAUGGGUGGACUCCAGCUCAUCCCCUCUCGUUUGCCAUCGGGCGAGUUUGCCCUGAUUAUGCCGAACACGGCAGGAUCCACUGCACCACCACCAGGACCCUUCGCCUGGCCGGGAUCAGCAGUCGGGGCAGCUCCAGCCGGAACCGCUAGCGCCGCUUUGGCCAGCAUUGCAAACCCUACACACCUCAAUGACUACGCCCAGAGCUUCCGGAUGAGCGCCUUCAGCAAGCCAGCUCCCACCAGUCAGACAGAACACUCCUUGCACAACCAAAUCCCGGCCCAGACACAACUGGCCGUGAAGAAUAGCACCAGCAGUCCACCCCUGAGCCCCAUCUCCUCGAUUUCCAGCCACGGGGAGGAGUCCCGAACCGCCUCGCCCGGCGUAGAUGUGCUGGCCAAGCACAGUUUCGCCGGAGUCUUCUCCACACCGCCGCCGACCAGCGCCGAGACCUCGUUCAACACGAGCGGGUCCCUCAACCUGAGCGCCGGAAGCCACGACAGCAGCGGUUGCUCCCGAUCGCUGGUCCACUUGCAGCAGCAGCAAGUGUCCUCCACCAGCGGAUCGGUGAAGCGGGAGCGGGAGGCCGCACCAGGAGCUGAUGCCGAUUCCAGCGACUGCUCCUUGGACGAACAACCCUCGUCGAAGAAGUUCCUGGCCGCCGCCAUCGAAAAGUCAAGCUCCGCCUGGAGGCCCUGGUAGAUCGAUCAUCAAUGAAACUCAAACAACCUAUGUUAAGUUUAUUAUCGAUUCCCAAAAAAAAAAGAAAACUUUGUUAAAUUAUUUAAUUGCAAUUUAUUUUCAAAGACCACGAACUCGAAUGCUUUAGAACCCCAUUAAGUUUCAACUUAUUCUAUGUUUUUGUAUCAAUGUUUCGAUUUCUUCAUUUUUAAGUUCAGCUGUGAUUUUGUAUAUUUUUUUGUGUAAUUC